This is a messenger RNA of Solanum lycopersicum (tomato), 1579 nucleotides long. Its product is annotated as rho GTPase-activating protein 2-like. The record is from RefSeq and is a predicted model, not a curated record. Lineage: Eukaryota; Viridiplantae; Streptophyta; Magnoliopsida; Solanales; Solanaceae. Gene Ontology annotation, molecular function: GTPase activator activity. Gene Ontology annotation, biological process: signal transduction.
UCGUUAAAAUUUAAAAAAGGUCGAAUUUAUAGAGAUAGAGAGAGAGAGCAAUGACGGGGUUGUUAAUGGUGACGACAAGGGGAGGAGGAAAUGGGAAGAAGGAUUCAAAUGCGCAGCAGUUGUCUUUGUUGGAUUUCAUAUUAGCAGGUCUAAGGAAAUCAAUGGUGUCUUGUCGUGUAGAUCGACAAGAAGAUGUUGUUUCUGCUGUGGAAAUAGGUUGGCCCACCAAUGUCCAGCAUCUUACCCAUGUAACUUUCGAUCGAUUUCAUGGAUUUCUGGGUCUUCCACUCGAGUUUCAAGUCCAAAUCCCAUGUAGAGUACCAAGUGCCAGCGUCAGCGUGUUUGGGGUAUCUGCAGAGUCAAUGCAGUGUUGUUAUGAUACAAGGGGCAAUAGUGUCCCAACUAUUCUCUUGUUAAUGCAACAACGUCUAUACUCACAAAAUGGUCUUAAGGCUGAAGGAAUCUUCCGAAUUAACCCAGAAAAUAGCGAGGAGGAGCAUGUAAGGGACCAGCUAAAUAGAGGCAUCGUGCCUGAAGACAUGGACGUUCAUUGCUUGGCUGGUCUCAUCAAAGCCUGGUUCCGACAACUCCCAUCAGGUGUGCUUGAUGGGCUUUCACCACAACAGGUUUUGCAAUGCAACACCGAGGAAGAAUUCGUUGAGCUUGUGAAACAGCUUAAACCAACCGAGACUGCAUUGCUUAACUGGGCAAUUGAUCUUAUGGCUGAUGUUGUUGAACAAGAGGAUUCCAACAAAAUGAAUGCCAGAAAUAUUGCAAUGGUUUUUGCUCCAAACAUGACCCAGAUGUCUGAUCCAUUAACAGCUCUCAUGCACGCUGUUCAAGUGAUGAACUUGCUCAAGACCCUGAUCAUGAAAACAUUACGAGAGCGUGGAGAAGCAGAAGAGGGAGAAUAUUCACCCAUGUCAUCUCCUUCUUCUCGUAGACAAACGGAUGAGGAAUUCGACUCGCAACAAGAGAUGGACACUAGCUGUGAAUCAGCAUCAGAUGAUGAGGACCAACAUCGCUACAGCUACAACACGGAAGAGAGAGAUGAAGUCGAGUCAUUGAGUGAGAUAGAAGAAAGCUUCUUGCGACAGUUGGAUGAGAAUGAGCAUGCAAAAAAUGACUUCAGGAAACAGUUGGAAGGAAUCUUGGGCAGAGAAACUGCAUCUACCGAAAAUGGAGAUUCUUCUUCUGACAGUAAAAUCGACACUUCUGGCUUGAGCACUAGCGAUGGUGAAGACUCAAGAUACACUACUUGUGUUACUCUGGAAGAAAAAGUGGAGUCGAAGAGAUCAAGUGCAAGCAUGGAGGAUGUCGACAGGAUAGAGGUAGAAUCUGCUGUUUCUGUGCAGUAGUUUAUAGCUAUGAGUGCUAUUGAAUCUUGCAUUUUUUUUGGAUGUAAAAAGUGUGUUGUUGUAGGCCUUGGGAUGGUUUGCUUGUGAAUCACUCGUGCUUGAUUGAUUUCUUUGUUUUGCUAGCUAGCUAUAAGGAUCUCUAACAUCAAUGGUGUACGAAAAAGGUUUGUUGAUGAAGAUUGAAAAAGUUAUCAAGAUUAAUGAUUUUAUUUAAGAGAGAA